ACCUGUGGUGCCCAUGAGUGCUUGAGCAUCACUACCCGUUGAGUCCUCGUGAAUCCAAUGUCCCUAGAAUGCUGGGUAGGAGCUGUGCUGAGGCCAGACUCCACAGCUAGAGUCCCGUUGAGUCCCCAAGACCCCUGCCCAGGGGUAGAUUGCCGCCUGUUGCCCGAGGCCCCCUGCCCAGUGGUAGGUUUCCCCUGUUGCUCAAGGUCCCUGCCCAGGGGUAGAUUGCCGCCUGUUGCCCGAGGUCCUUGCCCAGAGGUAGAUUGCCGCCUGUUGCUCGAGGCCCCUGCCCAGUGGUAGGUUGCCGUCUGUUGCUCGAGACCCCAAUCCCCAGGCGUAGAUUGCCGCCUGUUGCCCGAGGUCCCUGCCCAGUGGUAGAUUGCCGCCUGUUGCCUGAGGUCCCUGCCCAGUGGUAGGUUGCCGCCUGUUGCCCGAGGCCCCUGCCCAGUGGUAGGUUGCCGCCUGUUGCUCGAGACCCCUGCCCAGGGGUAGGUAGAUUGCCGCCUGUUGCCCGAGGUCCCUGCCCAGUGAUAGGUUGCCACCUGUUGCCCGAGGCCCCUGCCCAGUGGUAGGUUGCCCGCUUGUUGCCCG
Messenger RNA from Staurois parvus, 591 nucleotides. NCBI's taxonomy places the organism in Eukaryota, Metazoa, Chordata, Amphibia, Anura, Ranidae. The record is from the annotation of a GenBank genome assembly.